UUUUAAAAUAGAGCUUUUGGAACUUCUUUUGUCACCAAAAAGCACUGCAUUUGCCUACUACGCUCUUUCUUUUGGUUUUGAUGAUCAUGGGAAACCAUUCUUUUCAACUUCUAACGAUAUUCGCAUUCAUGUGGUUUUCAUUUGUGGUAACUAAUGAACACAGUCGGGAUGUUGUCCAGUGCAUAGAUAGCGAGCGGCAAGCUCUUCUAGAGUUCAAAGAAGGUUUUCAGAUUCCUUCAGGUCAUUUAUCUUCUUGGGUAACAGAAGAAGAUUGCUGCAAAUGGAGAGGAGUCAAAUGCAACAACGUUACAGGCCAUGUCCUUGCCCUUGAUCUUCACAGUUCAGAUUCUUCUGAGCUUUUGCAAGGUCAGUUGAGGGAAUCUUUACUGGACUUGCCAUUUCUAAGUUACCUAGACCUGAGUCAGAAUGAUUUUCACCGAACUCGAAUUCCUGAUUUCAUUGGUUCUCUUUCUAGUUUAAAGUAUCUCAACUUAUCUAAUGCCAAUUUCAAUGGGAUUAUUCCUGAUUAUAUAGGAAAUCUGACUCGUUUACAGUCUCUUGACUUGAGCAGAAACAACUUUGCUCUUAGAGUCAAUAACCUUGACUGGCUUUCUCGUCUCCCUACCUUGCAAGUCCUUGAUUUGGGAGGUGUAGAUCUUAGCAGUGCAUUUAAUUGGCUAGAUGCAAUUAACAUGCUUCCUUCUCUGGUUGAGCUGCAUUUAUUCUCUUGUCAACUUCAUAACCUUCCACUAUCUUUCUCUUCUCUGAAUUUUACUUCUUUGCAAGUUUUUGAUCUUAGUUACAAUGACCUUUCUUCCAUGAUACCCAAUUGGUUGUUUGACAUCAGCCAUACUCUCAUGUAUCUUAAUCUCACAAGAUGCCAGUUGCAAGGUUCAAUUUCAAAUGCCUUUGUGAACUUUACAUCCCUUGUUGUGCUUGAUUUCUCGUACAAUUAUCUCAGCGGUUCAAUACCAUAUAACUUUGGAAACAUGACAUCUCUUUCUGUUCUCGAUAUCUCAUUCAAUUAUCUUCAAGGUCCAAUACCAACAGGUCUAGGCCUGAUUCAACAACUGCAACAGCAUCACUUCAAACAGUCACCCUUGUGUGAACUCCGCCUGUCUUACAAUAAGUUGAGUGGUCCUUUAGAAACAAUUCUUCCACAACUUUCACAACUAGUUGUCUUGGAGGUUGCUGCAAAUAGGUUGGAAGGUUUGAUCAGCGAAGCUCAGUUACAGAAUUUCAGCAGCUUGCGGGUCCUUGACUUGUCUGACAACUCAAUGAUUCUAAAUUUCAGUUCAAAUUGGACUCCUGCUUUUCAACUUGAAACCAUAGGAUUGAGCAGUUGCAAAAUGGGCUCACAAUUUCCCCAGUGGCUGCAAUCUCAGAAGAACAUUCAGAGACUCGAUUUGUCUCAUGCAGAUGUAUCAGGCACCGUCCCUAGCUGGUUUUGGAAUCUUUCUCCUUCAAUGGAGUUUUUGGAUCUUUCUGACAAUCGUCUUAGUGGGGAAUUGCCAGAUUUAUCAUCAAGAACAAGUAUGCUAUUACUAGAUUUAAGUUACAAUGAAUUUUUUGGUCGCCUGCCUCAUUUCCCUCCCAAACUGGAGUCACUAGUACUGGAUGGGAAUAAAUUUUCUGGUCCUAUAUCUCCAAUUUGUGAAAUGAUGAAUGAGCUUAACGCACUAUCUUAUCUCCAUUUAUCUGGAAAUACUCUGUCAGGACAACUUCCAGAUUGUUGGUCAUAUGCACAAAAUCUGCUGUCUCUGGCUUUGAGAUCUAAUAACUUCUCUGGAGAACUACCUCCUUCCUUGAGAAACUGCACGAGUUUGUUUUACCUGAAUCUCUAUGACAAUGCGUUAUCUGGGAUCAUACCAGCAUGGUUUGGGGAAAGCUUAGAGAAUCUUCAGGUUCUUUAUUUGGCUUCCAAUAUGUUUGAAGGAAAUAUACCAUGGCAGCUGUGCAAUUUGAAAUAUAUAAUGAUGAUAGACCUUUCUUCUCAUUUGAUAUCGGGAAGAAUUCCUCGAUGCAUCAACAAUUUCCUAGUAAUGGCUAAGCGAGAGGCCGAUUGUGCCUACUGUUAUUAUGUUCAUUCUGCAUUUGCGAAGGAGGAAGAGAGGAAGAUGAUGUGGCUAGGCUCACAUCCUGAUGGUUAUGAAUAUCCUAUGGUCAUGGAUUUUUCAUCCAAUAAGCUAACUGGAGAGAUCCCAAGAGAACUCACUGAACUAAUAGGAUUGGCAGAAUUGAAUCUGUCAAACAAUAAUCUAACUGGAACAAUUCCUUGUGAUAUUGGUUCUAUGAAAGCUUUGUAUUCUCUAGAUUUAUCGAGGAACCAACUUUCUCACAUCAUUCCUCCUAGCAUUUCUGAUCUAAUCCGUCUUGAAUUAUUGGAUUUGUCAAAUAACAAUCUCUCAGGGAAAGUUCCCUCAACCAACUCAUCUAGUGAAUUUAUGCAUGAUGUAAAUUCAUUUAUGGGCAAUCCUAACCUGUGCGGGCCUCCACUUGUGAAGAAUUGCUCAACAUAUGAAUCAUUUAGUGAUACAGAAUGCAGCAGUCAUCAGAAGUUAGAAAACCAUACUCAAGGAAUUCAAGAAGAAGUUAGGCAUGGAUUUGAGGAGAUGCCUUCAUUCUACAUCAGUGCAGCUAUCGGAUUUGUUACAGGGUUUUGGGGAUUUUGGGCUACUUUAGCCUUCAACAAAUCAUGGAGGCAUGCAUAUUUCUGUUUUCUGGGCAACAUAGGAGACAAAACAUACGUGCUUGUGCUAAUUACCAUAGCUAGACUGCAAUGGAAAUUUCAGAGGGAACAGGCUUCUGUGUAAGAGUUCAAACUAGUGGAUCAGUUGGCUGUUCAGUUGGUAAACAUUACCAUAUUUCAGUGGAAGAAAUGCUAGUGGAAUAAGAGUUUGCUUCAAUCAUGGGGAUCAUGUAACUUUGCCUAUCAGCUGCCUUCUUAGUGUUCAAUUAGUUACUUCGUGCUUUAUUCAAAAUUUUCUGGUUUAUUUGUUCUGUUUCAGACUCUCAGUUGGUUUGCUUGUUAAACUUGUUCAGUUGACAUAUCUUAUUGUGAUGUUCUGUUUACCCUAUGUAUAGCAUGCUUGUAUUAAUUUGGGAAAAUAAAUUUUAUUUUAACUGCUC
This is a messenger RNA of Hevea brasiliensis (rubber tree), 3129 nucleotides long. Its product is annotated as receptor-like protein EIX2. The transcript is spliced from 2 exons. Lineage: Eukaryota; Viridiplantae; Streptophyta; Magnoliopsida; Malpighiales; Euphorbiaceae. The record is from RefSeq and is a predicted model, not a curated record. Bases 81 to 2813 code for a protein of 910 amino acids. Gene Ontology annotation, molecular function: protein binding.